Molecule: messenger RNA, 1474 nt
Organism: Sitodiplosis mosellana (orange wheat blossom midge)
Lineage: Eukaryota; Metazoa; Arthropoda; Insecta; Diptera; Cecidomyiidae
Exons: 4
Source: RefSeq, a predicted model, not a curated record
GUGUACGUCACGCAUCAUCACUUCAUUCAUGUUUCAAGCGCUUUCUGUGAAUGCAGUGAAAAAGAUCAUUUUAAAUUCUUUAUUCGUUCUUGUUUUUUUAUUUGUUUAAUGGCUCUGCAAGAAAUCACGAGUAAACAUCCUUGAAUAUUACUAUAAAAAUCACUCUAAUCGUCUGGUACAAUUGAUUUAUAUUGUUUUUGCUCUCAACCUACUCAAAUGUCAGAUUUACUUGAGACUUCUGCUCAGUAGAUGCAAUAGCUCAUUUAUAAUAAGAUUAAAGUAAAUAAUGAAUAAUAUAAUAAAUAAUAUGCUAUUCGAGAGAAUUUUGAGUCAUCAUGGGAAAAUGACCAAAAUUGAAUGGUUCGAUGCUCAGCCGGCAUUCGGUAAUGGUGAGAAUUACAGCAGCAGUUUGACCAAGUUAGAUGUUAAAUAUUCCGAUGGAAAUGCCAUUCAACGCAAGCGAUUUAUUAUGAAAGCCACGCUCGGCGAAAAACUUGUUCGUAGUCGUAAUGUUUUUGCCAAAGAGAUUUGUAUCUACAACGAAAUCAUUCCUAGAAUCGAGAGUGUAUUCAAAGCUGCAAACAUUCCAACCAAGCUAACUCCAAAGUGUUAUGACAGUGAUGUUCAACAAUCAUAUUUGAUAUUGGAAGAUUUAACAUUCGCCAAUUACUACACUAUUCCUCGGUCACAAGGGCUCAAUUUUGAUCAUAUAAAAUUAUGUCUACGUACACUGGCUUUGUGGCAUGCUGCAUCCGUUAAGAUAAUGAACAAUGAAAUACCUUCGUUUUAUGACAUCUUUUUGAUGCCUCAUGUAAGUCUCAAUGGGUCGCCACACUAUAGAACACUCUUUGAAAAUGCCGUAUCCGCUUGUUCGAAAACAUUCGAGAAUCAUUCGAAUCUACAGAAAAUCGCCCAAAAAUUAAAUCAAUUGACUAAUAGAGUGUUCGAAAAGUGUUGUGUAGCCACUGAACGUUAUGACAAGGCGCUAAAUGUACUAACACAUGGUGAUUUAUGGUCAAACAAUAUUAUGUUCAGUACAGAGUUAAGCACGGAAACAUUGCCGCUCUUUUUGGAUUUUCAAAUGUCAUAUUUCGGCUCACCAAUCCUCGAUGUUUCAUAUUUACUAUUUACAUCAGCCAAUGAUACGGUUACAUCUGAUGAGUUUAAUCAACUCUUCGAUUAUUACUGUGAACAACUGAUUGAUGUAAUGCUGAAAUUGGAUUUGCCAACUUCAACCAUUCCAAGUAAAAUACAACUUCAAAAUGAGUUUGAUGUGAGAGGUUGUUACGGUGCAUUUUUCAGCUUGUUCUCCGUGCCGAUGCGUAUUUUAGAACAUGCAAACGAUAAUGAUGUCAAAUUGUUUUUAAACAAAUCUCAAGAAGGCCGUGAAUUUCGGGAACAAAUUUAUUCAAACCCCAAUGUACAAACACUGCUCAUAAAUCUGCUCACAUAUUUUAAUAAAAAACAUUUCUUG